Molecule: messenger RNA, 2282 nt
Organism: Durio zibethinus
Lineage: Eukaryota; Viridiplantae; Streptophyta; Magnoliopsida; Malvales; Malvaceae
Source: RefSeq, a predicted model, not a curated record
ACCACCCACCCCGUUCGCUCGGGAAGCACUGCCCAUAUUUAUAUAUGGCAAUGAGAACUAGGCGAAACAUAGGACUCUCUUCUCUCUUUGUAUCAAUGUAUUAAGCAGUUUUGUUCCCUCUUUUUGUUUUCUUUAUCCGUUUUUAUCCAAAUUACAAGCAAUGGUGGAUACAAAUCCAUUCCUUCAAGCCUCCGUCUCUGAUGGGUCUGAUCCAAUAGGGCCUCAGGUAACUCGACGGAAACCCAUCAAAGAGCAGCUUUCAAUUUUUUUUGGGUUGUUAGCUGUUGGCUUGUGUGUGGCAUUCUUGAUAGGAAACAAUAUUUCAGAUAAUGCUCAUGAACAUGAAAACGAAUGCGGUUCAUUGGCUUCAUUGAACUCUAUGAAACCUGAACUUUUGCGGCCGGUGUCACGUGGCCCGGCUGCCGGUGUAUCAGAGAAAUCAAACCGGUUUUUUGCCAAGGUUGACGGGACAUUUCCGGCGUAUCCAUGGAACAAUAGCAUGUUGUCAUGGCAAAGAACAGCUUUUCACUUUCAACCUGAAAAGAAUUGGAUGAAUGAUCCUAAUGGUCCAUUGUUCUACAAGGGAUGGUAUCAUUUCUUCUACCAAUACAACCCCAAUGCCGCUGUGUGGGGUGACAUAGUUUGGGGUCAUGCUGUAUCCAAGGACUUGAUCCAUUGGCUUCACCUCCCAUUGGCAAUGGUUGCUGACCAGUGGUACGAUAAAAAUGGUGUCUGGACUGGUUCUGCCACAAUUCUCCAUGAUGGGAAAAUUAUUAUGCUAUACACAGGAUCCACUGCGGAGGCUGUUCAGGUUCAAAACCUUGCUUAUCCUGCUGACCACUCUGACCCUCUGCUCAUCCAUUGGGUCAAGUACCCAGGGAACCCUGUUCUAGUUCCACCCCCAGGCAUAGAUAACAAGGAUUUCCGUGAUCCAACUACCGCUUGGUUAACCUCUGAAGGGAAAUGGCGCGUUACCAUAGGGUCCAAGAUAAAUAAAACUGGCAUAGCUUUGAUAUAUGAUACUAAGGACUUCAUAAACUAUGAGAUGUUAGAUGGGUUACUUCAUGCUGUGCCCGGUACCGGCAUGUGGGAGUGUGUGGACUUCUUCCCUGUUUCAGAAACAGAAGAAAAUGGCUUGGACACAUCCAUUAAUGGACCUGGAGUGAAGCAUGUGGUCAAGGUAAGCUUGGAUGAUGAAAGGCAUGAUUACUAUGCCAUUGGGACUUACCUUGAGAAGAAUGGUACAUGGAUUCCUGACCAACCUGAAAUCGAUGUUGGCAUUGGAAUAAGGUAUGAUUAUGGAAUAUUCUAUGCUGCCAAGACUUUCUAUGAUCAGAAUAAAAAGAGAAGAGUGUUGUGGGGUUGGAUUGGAGAAUCUGAUAGUGAAGCAGCAGAUACGCAAAAAGGAUGGGCAUCUCUUCAGAGCAUCCCAAGGACAAUUUUGUUUGACCAAAAGACGGGUACUAAUUUGCUUCAAUGGCCAGUGGAAGAAAUAGAGAGUUUAAGGUUGAAGAGGAACGAAUUUAACCAGGUGAAAGUCCAGGCAGGAUCAGUUGUUCCUUUAAAUGUUGCUUCAGCCACCCAGUUGGAUAUCAUAGCCGAGUUUGAGAUUGAUAAAGAGGCUUUGGAGAGAGCAACUGGGUCCAAUGUAACAUUCAGCUGUAGAACCAGUGGUGGAGCUGCAGAACGUGGGGCACUGGGACCAUUUGGUCUGUUGGUGCUUGCAGAUGAGAGACUCUGUGAGCGGACUCCUGUCUACUUCUACAUUGCCAAAGGAUCCCAUGGCAAUCUCAAUACUUUCUUCUGCAAUGAUCAAUCUCGAUCAUCUGCAGCAUCUGAUGUUGAUAAACAAAUUUAUGGGAACUUCGUUCCAGUACUAAAAGAUGAAACCUUAUCCCUCAGAAUAUUGGUGGAUCAUUCGAUAAUCGAAAGCUUUGCUCAAGGUGGGAGGACAGUCAUCACAUCUCGGGUUUAUCCGACAAGAGCAAUCUAUGGAGCCGCUAAAGUGUUUUUAUUCAACAAUGCUACUGAAGCCAGUGUUACCGCCUCACUUAAGAUUUGGGAAAUGAACUCUGCAUUCAUUCGGUCCUAUCCACGUCAUCAGAAGUUCUAAAGGACCAAAAAGAAAUGAUUACUCCGAACAUCACCAUUCAUUAAUUCUUCUACCUAUUCAACCAAAUCAUCUCCUUGAUGGGAAAUAGAAUGGAAUUAGAUCUAGUUAGGGAAGAGUUAAAACGAAACGAAUGUGCAAACAUACAUUUGUAACUGCAGAGAGAACCUGA